Cucurbita moschata (crookneck pumpkin) is the source of this 2899-nucleotide messenger RNA. Its product is annotated as pentatricopeptide repeat-containing protein At1g22960, mitochondrial. The transcript is spliced from 2 exons. The record is from RefSeq and is a predicted model, not a curated record. Lineage: Eukaryota; Viridiplantae; Streptophyta; Magnoliopsida; Cucurbitales; Cucurbitaceae. Gene Ontology annotation, molecular function: protein binding. Bases 196 to 2385 code for a protein of 729 amino acids.
UAUUGGGGUGAGAUCUGAAAGCGAGGGCAGGGGAGGGCGAGGGUGGAUGGUUGCGGCGUCUGAGUUGAGCCACGCCGUCAUAUUCAAUAUGUGUAUGCAAUUUGUUCUGGACCCCAACUCCCUACCUUCUCCUUCACCAAGAUUUCUACUUGUUUAGGAGCGCCAUUUCCACGCAUGGUGUAGCUUCUCUACUCAAUGACCCUCUGCUUCUGCGUUAGAGCUUCAAAGACCAUAGCCGCCACAGCUGCUAAAUACCCUUUCUCUUUCAAGGUACGCCUUCUUCUCCCCUUCUCUUCAUUGCUCCAUUCCUGCACUCUAAACAACUCCAUAGCAACCCUAUCGGAAUCCCAUUAUAGAGACCUUAUCUUCGACACUAUUGAAGAAAAGCCUUGGGCCUUUUGCAACAAUAACUGGGUCUCCGAUCAAUUUAGUGCCGUGAUCAUUGACCCUGACUUGUUUAUUCGAGUCCUCAAUUCCAUUCGAAUCCGGCCUAGAGUUGCCUUGCGUUUCUUCCGAUGGGUCGAGGCGCAGCGCGAUUUUAAGGGAUCGGAAUUUGUGUUCUGUGCUAUUCUUGAUAUUCUUGCUCAGAAUAAUUUGAUGGGUUCUGCGUAUUGGGUGAUGGAGAGGGUGGUUAGCAUUGAAAUGCACGGAGUUGUUGAUGUUUUAAUUGCUGGGCAUUUGUGUUUAGAGGCUUCAAUUAAGCUUCUUGAUAUUCUAUUGUUGAUAUGCACGAAGAAAUCAAUGGUUGAUGAAUGCUUGUUGAUUUUUGAUAAAAUGAUUCGGAAUGGUUUGCUGCCUGAUGUCAAGAACUGUAAUAGGAUUCUCAGGGUUUUAAGAGAUGAGAAUCUCGUGAGUAAAGCUAAAACUGUUUAUAGGAUGAUGGAACAGUUUGGGAUUAAGCCAACGAUUGUCACGUUUAAUACUAUGUUGGAUUCCUUUUGCAAGGAGGGGCAAGUACAUCAAGCUUUAGAGCUUCUGUCAGAGAUGCAAAAGAGAGGGUGUUUCCCAAAUGAUGUAACCUACAACGUGUUGGUCAACGGGUUGUCGAAGAAAGGAAAGCUCGAACAAGCAAAGGAACUUAUUGAAGAGAUGUUGAAUUCUGGACUCAACGUUUCAGCAUACACAUAUAAUCCUCUGAUCAAUGGUUUUUGCAAGAAAGGACUGUUUGUUGAAGCAUUCGAUCUCGUGGAAGAAAUGAUGAAUAGAAGAGCUUUCCCUACCUUAUCGACUUAUAAUACUCUCAUGUACGGCCUUUGUAAGUGGGGGCAAGUGACAGAUGCUAGACUCCAGUUUUCUGAUAUGUUUAAAAGCAACUUUAUGCCAGACAUCGUUUCGUUCAACAUCCUACUGUAUGGUUACUGUAGGUCUGGGAGUAUAAGUGAGGCCUUUCUCUUGUUUGAUGAAUUGAAAUGCAGAGAUCUCGUUCCGACCGUGGUAACAUAUAAUACUCUUAUAUAUGGGCUUUGCAGGUUGGGUUACUUGGAUGUUGCUGUAAGGUUGAAAAAGGAAAUGAUUGAUCAAGGGUUAUUCCCUGACAUCUUUACAUAUACUAUACUGGUUAAUGGGUCUUGCAAGUUAGGGAAUUUAUCAAUGGCCAGAGAGUUCUUUGAUGAGAUGUUGUGCAAGGGGUUGAAGCCUGAUCGUUUUGCUUACAUCACUCGAAUAGUAGGAGAAAUGAAACUCGGUGAUACAUCUGUGGCAUAUAGCAUGCGAGAAGAAAUGUUGGCCGAGGGUAUCCCUCCAGAUGUUGUCACAUACAACGUUUUCGUACAUGGACUUUGUGAACAGGGAAACCUUCAAGAGGCGUGUGAUCUAUUAGAGAAUAUGGUUCACAAUGGUCUUGUUCCAGACCAUGUGACGUAUACUAGUAUCAUUAACGCUUUCAUGAAAAACGGUCACUUGAGGAAGGCAAGAGAGAUUUUCAAUGAAAUGCUCAGCAAGGGUUUAGCCCCUUCUGUAGUAACAUAUACAGUUCUCAUUCAUGCACAUGCAGCUAAGGGAAUGAUGGAUCUAGCAUUUAUGUACUUCUCGAAAAUGCUCGAGAAGGGCGUUCCAGCAAACGUAAUCACAUACAAUGCAAUAAUUAAUGGGUUUUGCAAGGUGAGGAGAUUGGACGAGGCUUAUAAAUAUUUCGAUGAGAUGGAAGAAAAAGGAAUUCUUCCAAAUAAGUUUAGUUAUACCAUAUUAAUUAAUGAGAACUGCAACAUGGAUUAUUGGGAAGAAGCUCUAAGAUUGUACAGAGAAAUGCUAGAUCGAGAAAUUCAGCCUGAUUCUUUUACGCACGGCGUGCUUCUGAAGAAUCUACAUACAGAUUUUAAAGUCCAUGCAAUACAGUGUGUAGAGAGUUUGAUUCAAAAUGUUGAAGAUAAUGUAAAUGGCAGGUGAUGAUGAAGGCAAUAAUGGAUUCUCAAGUUAGAGACUGAUGAAUCCAGUGUACAUUUAUCCUAUCUAUUGAUGGUUAACCUCUCAGAAUUUCAUUGAAACAAUUAACCUCGAACAAUUCAUUUGGAUGUAAUUGAAAGCUUUAUGGAUUGAGGAUGCAUUUCAUUAGCCCCUUUUUGGUUCAUUACUUUCUGCAACAGAGUUUACGCUGAAAUCAGUGUUCGACAAAGACAUUGUUCGUCCCACAAGAUAGUUUAUGAAGAGUUAUCGUCACUGCAUCAGGUAUACAUUUGAUUUCAAACUGUAUAAGUACCUUGGAGGGUAGGGGAAGGGAAGGGAGGUCAUCAGCUUGUAUCUUCUUGUGUUUGUUGAUCUUUAGCUUGAGGAAAUAAUCGAUUUUGUUUGAUUAGCUUGGCUCUGUGAGGAAAAGGAUAGAUAGAAAGAAAGAAAAGAAUGAAUAAUUAUUUUCUGUCCUUAAUGUUUAGUAAUGGUUUAUUUAGGCCUCCUUUAGUUACCA